Rhodamnia argentea is the source of this 1498-nucleotide messenger RNA. RefSeq lists its product as uncharacterized. Bases 83 to 1312 code for a protein of 409 amino acids. The record is from RefSeq and is a predicted model, not a curated record. Lineage: Eukaryota; Viridiplantae; Streptophyta; Magnoliopsida; Myrtales; Myrtaceae. The transcript has a single exon.
CAGUAGAGAGAGAGUGAGUGAGAGUGAGGUCAGUAGAGAGAGAGAGAGAGAGAGCCAAUUUGCUUCCAUCUUCGUUUCAUUCAUGGGCUGCUCUGCUUCAAGGCUCGACGCUAUCCUCAGCAAGUACCUAGAAGAAGACCACAAGUCUCCGUCCUCUUCUUCUCUGGAUUCCACUGCCACCACUCUCUCCCUGGACUCAUCGCCGCUCAAGAAGCCUCGAGCCCUCUCUCUCCCCUCCCCGCUCGUACACCACCCGGCUCUCCGGAAGGGCGACACCCACCACCUGGUCUGUCUCACCUCCACCACCUACGGCUCCCUCCGCCUCACCAACCCGGCCAAAACCCCGACAUUCGCCUCCGGGAGCCCCGAUUUUUCCGGCCGAAACACGGGCCGUGGCGACGGCGCCCCGGCCGACGGCGAUGCGAAGGAGUCCCUCUCGUCGGACUCCGUCAUCAACACUUGGGAGCUCAUGGACGGUCUCGACGACUCCGAUUUCGUCUCCGGGAAUCCCUCCGGUAAGCUGCGUUCUUCGGAUUACGGCUUUGCAACGAAACCCAGUUCCUGUAGGUACACUAGCUUUGAUGGGUCUGUUAGGAACGUGCGUGAUUCGUCAUCUUUUCCGGUGAAGUUGUCGGAGAUGUUGGCGAUAAGCCCCUCAUGGGAGACGAAGCCGCUGUGGAAGCAUUUGUCUGAGGAAGCUCUGUUGGCCAAGAUGGACCCCAACGUGGUGUAUAGUUACAGGCGUGCGUUGUGUUCUAGGCAAUCGGAGAGCAAUCCGAGCCAAACACGAACGGUUGGGCCUGCAAGACCGGCCACUGCUAACACUUUGGCAUGUGAUGAUCAGAACUGGAUGAGAGGCGCAGAAGAUAAAGUCUUGUUCUAUUUCACUAGUUUGAGAGGAAUUAGGAAGACUUACGAGGAUUGCUGUGCUGUGAGAAUGAUACUUAAGGGAUUCAGAGUGCAUGUGGAUGAGAGGGACAUUUCCAUGGAUUCUUCGUACAAGAGCGAGCUGCAGGGCGCGCUUAGAGGGAAGGCGCUUAGCUUGCCUCAAGUUUUUGUUAGGGGGAAACAUGUCGGUGGGGCUGAGGAGAUUAAGCAACUCAAUGAGGCUGGUGAGAUGGCGAAGCUCUUGGACGGAUUGCCUGUCAAAGAUUCGGGAUCCGUCUGUGAGACUUGUGGGGAUGCGAGAUUCGUGCCCUGCUCCAGCUGUGAUGGUAGUAGGAAGGUAUUUGAUGAGGACGAAGGGCAGACUCGGAGGUGCCUGGAUUGCAAUGAGAAUGGGUUGAUUCGGUGCUAUAGUUGCUGCCUCUGAACUCGGGUAAUCACUUCUAUGUGUAAAUUUUUGGUCCUAAUCCCUGCUCUAUUGCUCGAGCCAUGUUGAGAUAUGGCUGGACUCUGUCGAGAGUUGUAGAUUGGCAGUGUUAAUAACCAAUGGUGGUAGAUAGAAUCGUUCAUUUGCCCCUAUGAACUCCGUGAAUAAGACUACUGGUUUUUCUGC